UUUUAUGCGUCUCUUUCAUUGCCUGGAGGGAACAAUAACUCCAAAUUGUCUUAAUUCAAAAUUUCCUUUUCAUGGUUCGCUUUAGCCUUUUAGAAACGCGUCAAUGACGGCUGCUACGUGUUUCAAAAGCCAGUUGAGGAAUGGAUCCAUCUCGUAAUGAUAUGCCACUGGAGUUUAAUAGGAACAAAGGAAAGCCUCCUGUGGUUUACACCCACAGUGAUGCAGAUGAAAUUGCUGCAAAUGAUGUUACAUCCAGCACCGUAUCGGCUGCAAUGUUUGCAGCUGCAUCAGCAGCAGCCUCUAGUACAAACACGAUCAUGAGCACAAAUCACUACAGUAUGGCAGCCAUGGCCAAUGGUAACAUGGAUAUGGCAGACAGUAACAGCGGCAUGACUGGUAACAUGAUGGCGCCCAUGACAGCCCUUGGCCCAAUGGGCCCCAUGGGCCCAAAUCCCAUGAUUAUGGGACCAGUAAAUAUGGGACAGUACGGAAACAUGCUUGGUCCACUAGGGCCAAUGACACCCAUGGGAUUAAUGGGCCCAGGACCUGGAGGAAUGGGAGGCCUGGGACCUGGUCCUGGAAGCAUAGGAUUAGGAAUGCCUGGCAUGGGACAAAGCAUGGGACCACCCAUACAACUCAAGGAAAUUAUUACACUGAAUUCCUGUGUUCUGUACCCACCACACCCAGAUGCCCCACCACACAGUGUGAGGGAACGACCACCAGGAUGUAGAACAGCUUUUAUUGGAGGACUGCCAGAAAAUAUCACAGAAGAGAUUCUUCAUGAGGUAUUUGAACGGUGUGGUCAAAUUGAGACCGUUCGUCUUGGAAAGAAGAACUUUGCCCACAUUCGCUUUGUCCAUCAUGAUGCCGUGGAGCAAGCCAUAUAUUUGUCAGGCUUUCGAAUGAAAAUAGACAACAAAGAUGACAAGCCAAACACAGGCCGUCUGCAUGUAGACUAUGCCAAUGCACGCAAUGACCAGCACGAAUGGGAAUGUGAGCAGAGAGCCAUGGCUCGUGAAAUGCGCCAUCAGCAGCAGAUACAAGAAGAGCGUCUUAGAGUUCCUUCCCCUCCACCUGUCACUCCCUUUACGGUGUUUGAUGGCAACACAUUGCUGGAAGUUAUCAAGAGUGACUCUGGAUUCAUGAAAGCAUCGCAAAAGCUAAUUGCCUGGCUGGAUCGUGGUAGCGUUGACAAGCGAUCAAGCAGUCUUUUCUACUCCCUCAUCCAAAGUUCAAACACUCAUGUAAGACGCCUUCUGCUGGAGAAGCAGCAGCAUGAAGAGGAAGUAAAUCAGGCGAAACUUCUUUUUAAACAGCGGGUGCAAGGCAUCCUGGUGCAAUUGGGUCAGAUAGAGCACAUCUUUGCGGCCUCCCUCAAGCAGAAGAACUGGGACCAUUUUACGAAGGCCCAGCGCAAGAACAUCGACAUGUGGUACAAGCAGGUGCAGGAGAUUAAGACAUCUCAACAAGCUGAAUUUCUCAGUGAACGCAGUGAAGAUGAAAUGGACCUCUCAGAUGCAGAAGGUGACAGUAAUGAACCACCUGGCAAGAAAAAGCGCAGUGAGGAUGAUGAUGGUAAUGCAGGUGUAUCAGCAGAGGUUGCUGCACUUAAAGAAGAAAAUGACUCAUUAAAAUGUCAGCUGGCUGCUUACAUGAAUGAAGGAGAGAUGGUCAAACUGGAGGCCAAACAAACUACAGAAGCUUUGGAACGACAGAUUACGUCUCUUCAAAAUGCACUGAAAGGCAUGCAACAGCAACUAAUUUCUCAGCAAGCACAAAUGCGACGUGCACAAGAAGAGGCUCGGACAAACACAGCAGCUGUAAGGAGAUCCCCAUCAUAUGGCAGCAAAGAAGAAGGGAUUGAAAAUGAGGGAAAAGAAUCUGGUGGAACUAUAUCGGGGAUCUCUAGUCAAGAGACGCUGGUUAGCAGCAGUGGCAUCAGCCUGAAAGAAAAAGAAGUAUGGAUGUUAGGUCUGAUUGCAUGCUUCCUGAAUGUACAUCCCAAUGGGGCAAGUGUUGACUACUUGUGGUCAUACCUCAGUCAGAUAAUGACAGUUCGACCCAGAGAAGUAGAAGAUUUGUUGGAUCGGCUACCCAGUCUUUUUCGUCAAGAAGUAGCUGGUUGUGCAACCCUUGAGAGGCGCUGGUUUUUCACUGGUUACCAGAAAACCUCCUAAAAUGUGUUGUUAAUGUUUUAUAUUGUUUUCCCUUGCACUUUGCAGUGGUGGGUGGGUGCGUGGGCUGUCAGUUGAAUUGUUAAAAGCUUUAAUGUUUUCACUGUUCCAUUUGUCUAUGAAAGUUUACCAUUGGCUGCUGCAUUUGUUCUUGAAUAAUAUGUUAAUAUGUGCAUGCAUGUUUCCUUGAAAAUAGGAUUUCAGUUUGUGAUACUGUAUUUAUAAUAUGAAUAUGUGUGUUGUGCAAAUGUGUGUGUGUGUGUACAUAAUGCAUGAAUGUCCCUGCAAAGAUUUUCACCGAGGCACAUCUUUCAUUUGCUUGAACAAGGCCCUCUUCGAUGUAUUUUUGCAUCACAUGCUACGGCCAUUUGUGCCAGCUUUUGUCAAAUGUCUUUUCAAAGUCGUAGUUACGAUAGAUUUCUGAUGUGGUACAUGUUUUUCUAUCAGAAUACAACAGUCUUCGUGUUUAUGUGAUAGUGGGUGGAUUACGGGUCACAGGUUAUAAAUCUUGGUUUACCUUGCCGUGAUAUAGCUGAAGUUGCUGGCUCAGCAUAAAACACAAUUUCAAUCCCCCCACCCACCCAGUGCCUAUACACACAAUCUAAAUCAUAGUGGACAUAGUACAUAACAGUACAGGGAAUUUUUGGUUAUUACAACCGCUGCUCAGCGUUAUUAUUCCACUGACCCCACAACCACUAAAAAUUCUGUUUAGAUUUGAUAGUAGAUUAUUUAAGAUUAGAAGUCCAUUUCUCUUGCAGGUACAGAUUUUUAAAAUUAUAAAAUACUUAUGAAGAAAAUCUUCCCAAAGAAUUUUUUUUUUGUUUUUAUUUUUUAAUGUGGACCUGGUAACAAGUAAAAUCAGUUUUGUUUUUUCUCAGUCUUGGUCUAACUGGGAUACCCAAGGAUUUAUUAUUAUUUUAUUGAUACAAUUAUGAAUUGUGGUAUGUCUUCUGAUUAUGCUGUAUCUUUGAUUGAAAAAGGAUAGAAAAUGACUAGGAUAUUUUUUGGACAUUGUUGAUUGGAAACACUGAUAACCUUCGUGUACAGGCUGACCCUUGAAGAGAUUCUCACCCAUUACAAAUUAGUUGUGGGCAUUUUUAGCUAAAAUGCAUGAUGUGGAAAAUAGACUACUAGCUCUCUAUUUACAUGUCUACUGACAAUGCUUAAUUAAGUGCCUUGAUGAAUAUCACAAGAUUUAACAAAAAAGCACAAAUGAGCUGUGCACUUCAUGCAAAAAUCUUAUUUUUUCACAACCUUGUUAUCAGUAUUUUUGUGAAAUUUUUUUUUUCCUAAGCUCGGAAUAAGUCACUUGGAUUACAGAAUUUUUUGUUUUUAAUAAAUGGUCAGUUGUAUUAGGAUUUGCAUUUUUCCAGUCCUAUAUUUUGUACACUUGUUUCAUAUUUCUCAAAUGCUUCCACAGUUCUGUUUGUUUUUACUUUGAGCAAAAGCUUGAAUCCAGGUGCAAUGAUAGAAAUAACAAAGUUGUGUAAACAUGUUUAUCAUUAUGGAUGAUAUUUAUUUGAUUAAAAGUGAAAGAUUAUUUAUGUUUGUGGAUGUAUUGUUUAGGGGAGAUGUCUAAAUAAAAAGAGAGAUGCUUUAUGGCAGAGGGUUUGGUCACUGUGUGCAUAUGUGAUACAUAGGUACUUUUUUGAGGAUGAGGAUUUUGUAAGAUUUAAUUAAAAGAAAAUAAUUUUAGUGAUGAUCUCUUGUGUUUUCUGCACUGAAAAUGCAGCUUUUCCUUGAGCAUUACUCAUAACACAAUCUAUGCAAUGCUAGUUUUUUCAUCCUCCUUCCCCCUCUGCUUUUCUGCUGUUUGUUAGUUUCCUACUUAUCUUCCUCUGCAGAAUCACGAUAUUCUCAGUUCUUGUUACUUGGUUCCUUUUUGCAUUUUUUAUAUUUGUUGUCUAUACAUCGUCAGUACUGUUUAUUCUUCUGCCACUCGUAUGCUGUUCAUGUCUCAUUCUUGUUUUAAGCGCUAAGAGCGUGAGUAUGCAUUACACAAAUUCUCUGUUUAUUAUUAUAAGAAAUACCAUAAAAAACCAAAUAUGAACAAACAAAAACUGGCUGGUACAUUACGUUUUACAUAUUGCUAUAUUUUGCUGGAAGUGGUUCGUACUAUUAUGAAGGUAAACCAUGUAUGUCAGAAGACUGUUGAUCUACAAAAUGUUUUAACUCAUCCAACAUUUCAAGUUAUAAAAGCAAAGUACUAUAGGUUUGUUAAUUUGUGUUUUUAUAUUUCACUGUUGUACCGCAUCUUUUUCUUUACAUACCAAUAAUUUGUUUUUUUUUUAGAUAGGUCUUUGUCUUUCGUCUUCGGAUGCUUCAGAUUUAAAACAUCUUUCUUUCACUUUUAACUCGCCCAAGUUCUGUUUCUCCAAGUAGACAAAAUGUUAAUUCAAGUGAGAAAAUAAACAGUUUAUAG
Pomacea canaliculata is the source of this 4596-nucleotide messenger RNA. RefSeq names its product ecto-NOX disulfide-thiol exchanger 2-like. The record is from RefSeq and is a predicted model, not a curated record. Gene Ontology annotation, molecular function: RNA binding; protein-disulfide reductase activity. Gene Ontology annotation, cellular component: external side of plasma membrane; plasma membrane. NCBI's taxonomy places the organism in Eukaryota, Metazoa, Mollusca, Gastropoda, Architaenioglossa, Ampullariidae. Gene Ontology annotation, biological process: ultradian rhythm.